Molecule: messenger RNA, 3536 nt
Organism: Arabidopsis arenosa
Lineage: Eukaryota; Viridiplantae; Streptophyta; Magnoliopsida; Brassicales; Brassicaceae
Source: the annotation of a GenBank genome assembly
GGCGAGAUUAGUCUUCGGGAUUCCCAGAUCUGUUCGUCUACUUCUUCCUCCGUUCGCUGUGUUCAUCGGAUUAUUCAAUUCGCUCGAUAGUUGCUGCAUUUCGCGAAUUGUUUAGGUUAAACGCGUCUAUGUACUCCUGUUUUCGCUCGAUUUGAGUAGCCUAUAUAUUUCGCUACGUUUCUGUUCUGAUUGAUUUGGAUUUGAAGAAAAGAUGCGAAGUGUGAGUAGAAAUUUCGGAAGUUUCAUGAAGAUUUGAGGGAUUGAGUUAGGUAUUGUAGUUGUAGAGAGAAUGCAGAGUUUAUCGAGCUCAGCUCCGACACCGGAGGCGAUAUUAGAAUGGUUACAGAAGGAAAUGGGGUAUAGGCAAUUAGGUCCGUAUAAUGGAUCGAGCAAAUCUCAUGUUCCUUCUAUUGAUGCUAUAAGGAAGAUUUGUAGAGGGAAUAUGAUACCUAUUUGGAAUUUUUUGAUAAACCGAGUGAAAUCGGAGAAGACAGUGGAGAGAAUUAGGCGGAACAUUACGGUUCAUGGAGGAAGUAGUAACGCUAGCAUUGGGAGUUCUGUGAAUCCUGGGAAGGAGGAGAGUAAGGGUAAAGGAAGACGGAAGGAAAAGACAGUGUCUGGGGAGAGUUCGAGUUAUGCAGAGGAUAGAGAGGCUGCAUUGCAGGAAAGGGAAUUAGCUGCAAAGGAAGUGGAGAGGUUGAGGAACAUAGUGAGGAGGCAAAGAAAAGAUUUGAAAGCUCGAAUGUUGGAGGUCUCUAGAGAAGAAGCAGAACGGAAGAGGAUGCUUGACGAAAGAGCAAAUUACAGACACAAGCAAGCAUUGUUGGAAGCAUAUGAUCAACAAUGCGACGAAGCAACAAGAAUAUUUGCAGAGUAUCACAAAAGGCUACAAGCCUACGUUAAUCAAGCAAAUGAUGCACAGCGGUCUGUCAAUUCGUCGAAUGAAGUGUUAAACAGCCUCAGUGCUAACAGUGAGAGGGAAGCUGUUUAUUCCACUGUCAAAGGAACUAAGUCUGCGGAUGAUGUUAUUCUCAUGGAAACAACCCGAGAACGAAAUAUCAGGAUAGUUUGUGAUUUACUUGCAUCACGCAUGAUUGAAAGAAUCCGUAACUCCUUCCCUGCAUACGAAGGAAAUGGAAUUUGUUCACAUCCUGAGCUGGAAACAGCCAAGCUGGGUUUUGAAUAUGAUGGAGAAAUAACUGAUGAGAUGAAAACUGUUAUAGUAAAUUCCCUGAGGGGUCCUCCUCUGCUGCUUCAGGCUAUUGCUGCAUACACUUUACGCAUUAAGACCCUGAUAUCCAGAGAGAUGGAGAAGAUUGAUGUCAGAGCGGAUGCUGAAAUGUUAAGGUAUAAGUUUGAGAACAACCGGGUAACAGACAAUUCUUCUUCUGAUGUGAGCUCGCCUUUGAGUUAUCAGUUUAAUGGUAAUGGGAAGAUAGGCACAGAUACUCAUUUCCAGGGAUCUAACAACCAGCUCCUUGAACGGCAGAAAGCGCAUGUUCAACAAUUUUUGGCUACUGAAGAUGCACUAAACAAAGCGGCUGAAGCUCGUGAUUUAUGCCAAAAAUUUAUUAACCGUUUGCAUGGAAGUGCUGAUGCAGCUACACAUUCGUUUGCUGGAGGCACAACACAGAAUGGUAGCAAUCUUAGGCAAUUUGAGUUGGAUGUAUGGGGAAAGGAAAGAGAAGCUGCUGGUUUGAGGGCUAGCUUAAACACAUUGUUAUCUGAAAUACAACGGCUGAAUAAAUUAUGUGCAGAAAGAAAAGAAGCUGAAGAUUCCUUGAAGAAGAAGUGGAAGAAAAUUGAGGAAUUUGAUGCUCGCAGAUCCGAACUUGAAACCAUAUAUUCAACUCUUCUCAAGGCCAACAUGGAUGCUGUUGCAUUCUGGAAUCAACAACCACUAGCUGCAAGGGAAUAUGCAUCAGCCACUGUAAUUCCAGCUAGUGAAGUUGUUGUUGACAUUUCAAACAGCGCAAAAGAUUUCAUUGAGAAAGAAGUGUCUGCUUUCUUUCAAAGUCCUGAUAACAGUCUUUAUAUGCUUCCAGCAACUCCUCAGGGACUUCUGGAGUCUAUGGGAGCUAAUGGAUCGACGGGACCUGAAGCUGUUGCAUAUGCAGAGAAGAAUGCUGCUCUAUUAACGGCAAGAGCCGGUGCAAGAGAUCCAUCAGCAAUUCCAUCUAUAUGUCGCAUUUCUGCUGCCCUUCAAUAUCCUGCAGGUCUGGAGGGUUCAGAUGCAAGUUUGGCCUCAGUGUUAGAGUCUCUUGAGUUCUGCUUAAGGGUUCGUGGUUCUGAAGCAUGUGUUUUAGAAGACUUAGCAAAGGCAAUCGAUUUGGUCCAUAUAAGACAGGAUCUAGUUGAGAGUGGCCAUUCUCUGUUAGAUCAUGCUUUCCGUGCCCAGCAAAAAUACGAAAGAACAACUAACUACUGCCUAGAUCUAGCUUCUGAACAAGAGAAUACAAUAUCGGACCAAUGGUUGCCUGAACUUAGGACUGCAGUCCAGAAUGCGCAAGCUUCCUCCGAGCACUGCAAAUACGUCAGGGGCUUGCUUGACGAAUGGUGGGAACAGCCUGCAGCUACAGUUGUGGAUUGGGUCACUGUAGAUGGUCAAAGUGUUGCAGCUUGGCAAAACCAUGUCAAACAGCUUCUUGCCUUUUACGAUAAAGAAUCAUUGCGAACUAAUUACUCUUCAGUUACUGCUACAACUCUACCUGACACUGUCCAUUGUAACAACAAUAACCACUUUUCAGUCUCAGGUGAGCUUGAUUGCAGACAAGAAAAACCAAGUUUUAGACAUGAGACAAAAGGUUAUCACAGAGAAUUUCAGGUUUUGUGUCCUUUCUCUGAGCCUCGUCCUCCUCAGCCACCUCCUGCUCCUCCAUCGAUAUUCCCUCCAAACCCGUUUCAGCCUCGUCCUCCUCAGCCACCUCCUGCUCCUCCAUCGAUAAUCCCUCCAAACCCAUUUCAGCCUCGUCCUCCUCAGCCACCUCCUGCUCCUCCAUCGAUAUUCCCUCCAAACCCAUUUCAGCCUCGUCCUCCUCAGCCUCCUGCCGCUCCUCCUCCAUCCUUAUUCCCUCCAAUAUUUCCUCAGCCUCCUCCAGCUCCAGCUUCUCCUCCUCCAUCAAUAUUCCCUCCAAACCCGUUUCAGCCUCGUCCUCCUCAGCCUCCUCCCACUCCUCCUCCAUCGAUAUUCCCUCCAAACCCAUUUCAGCCUCAUCCUCCUCUUCCCACUCCUCCUCCACCAUGGUCUCUCUUUCCUCCACUGCCACCGAUCUUUCCAGGCUUACAUCCACCACCGCCACCACCUCCUCCCCCUCCUCCACCUCCAUCGUUUUUUCCAUUUCCUCCAUUCCCGUUCUUCCCACCACCACGCAACCCUGGCCCUCCUCCUGCUUCAUCUUCUUCAGCAAACAAGCAGCCUCCUUAAUCAACAAGGAGUAUCAUAUGUACAUACCAAACAUUUAGUUGAGAGAUGAACUAUAUGUUGUAUAUGACAGUCAUAUUUACAUAAGGUUAAAGAAUAAAGAUGAGUUUUCAAC